This is a messenger RNA of Dicrocoelium dendriticum, 400 nucleotides long. NCBI's taxonomy places the organism in Eukaryota, Metazoa, Platyhelminthes, Trematoda, Plagiorchiida, Dicrocoeliidae. The record is from the annotation of a GenBank genome assembly.
UACCUAUUUUUGAAAUGGCGAAUCAGUCACCUUGUGGUAUUAGCUGCAAAGUCGUUGGACAUCGAGCAAAUGCGAUUCCAUGCAGUCUAUGCAGUAUAAAGUUUCACAUUUCGUGCUUUGGUCUGUCUGUAGACCAAUUUCGAGAAACUCAGGGGAUUCGGAACGAAUUUUUGAAGAUCAUUUGUAAACAACGCCAGUCUAAAUUUGGGCGUAAUGGAACCGAUAAGCCUAACAAGCGGAUCAGUAGAGCGAAGUGCUCUAAAACGUCCAGCUCGAUUUGUAAACACCACAGUCAGGGAAGACGCCAGCGCUUGGUACAGCAUCGCAUCAUUCCCUGAAGCAAGAUACUAGCGUUCCGUCAGGCUCGUCCUCAAGGUCUACGAUUUGUUAUGUUGACAGU